AUGGUUGGGCUGACCCAGGCACGCACCAGGAGUGGCCCUAUCGUGCCGGGAGGGACUCCUUUUCCCUCGCCGCACCGCGCCACCCGCCCACGUCAGCAUUACCUCACCGCCUUCAUCCACCACCAACCACAAUGCCCACCCUUAUAUCUCUCCUCCUCCACCAAACCCACCACCUCUCCAACAAUCAUGUCCACCACCGUCGUCACCAAACCCCGCCGGGUCCCACCGCCCUGCUGGACCCAGGACGAGGCCCAAUCCCUCAUCCUCGCCUACCGCGACCGCUGGUUCGCCCUCCGCCGCGCCAAUCUCAAAGCCGCCGACUGGGACCACGUCGCCAAGGCCACCGCCGCCGCUUCCUCCUCCUCCUCCUCGCCGCCGAAGACCGCGCUGCAGUGCCGCCAUAAGAUGGAGAAGCUUCGCAAGCGGUACCGCGCUGAGAAGCAACGCGCUUCCAACUACCCGGGUCGGUUCUUCUCGUCGUGGGCUUUGUUUCAUCUCAUGGAUGAGAUGGAGUCCGACCCGGAUCGGAAACCGAUUGAUGAGGGUGAGUUUGGAGGUAAGGGUCGUAAUUUGGUGAAUGUUGAUAGGAGUUUUAGCCCUAAUGGUGAUUUUGAUGGAAUUGGGGGGAGUGUGUUUGAUCUAGGAAAUGAAUUGUAUCAGAAUUCUAGGUUUAACUACAGAUUUGGUGAGAAUUCUGGCUUUUAUUCUGAGGAUAAUGAGUAUGUUAAUCGAGGCGGGUUUCCUUCGAGAACUAGGAGUAAUGGCAAGAGUGAUGUGAAUCUUAACAACAGUUUUAACCAACAUAGGGACUAUGGAAUUAGAAGUGAUAGAGACUAUGUACCCAGUGGGAGUUUGAAGCGCAAUGCCCAUUGUAAGGAGUUUGAUGGGUAUGCUUCUUUAUCGGGAUCCAAGUUUGGGAAGAAGAGAAGUGUUGUUGGGAUGGAGAGAGAUGUGGAUCCUGUUGCAGACUUGGCUUCCUCGAUUAUGAUGUUGGGAGAGGGGUUUGAGAGGAUGGAGAGAAUGAAGAUGGAAAUGACCUGGGAGAUUGAGAAGAGGCGGAUGGAGACGGAGCUUAAGCGUACUGAGGCCAUGAACGAAUCACUCCAGCAGUUUGUGGAUGCAUUGUUGGAAAGGAAGAAGAAAAAGAAGGCGAUGGUAGAGUCUUCCCAUGCUUAG
Messenger RNA from Fragaria vesca subsp. vesca, 1176 nucleotides. RefSeq lists its product as uncharacterized. The transcript has a single exon. The record is from RefSeq and is a predicted model, not a curated record. NCBI's taxonomy places the organism in Eukaryota, Viridiplantae, Streptophyta, Magnoliopsida, Rosales, Rosaceae. Gene Ontology annotation, cellular component: nucleus. The coding region runs from base 1 to 1176 and encodes 391 amino acids. Gene Ontology annotation, molecular function: transcription cis-regulatory region binding.